Molecule: messenger RNA, 1955 nt
Organism: Thamnophis elegans (Western terrestrial garter snake)
Lineage: Eukaryota; Metazoa; Chordata; Lepidosauria; Squamata; Natricidae
Gene: SHMT1
Product: serine hydroxymethyltransferase 1
Exons: 12
Coding region: 134-1591 (485 amino acids)
Biological process (GO): folic acid metabolic process; protein homotetramerization; tetrahydrofolate interconversion
Cellular component (GO): cytosol; nucleus; cytoplasm
Molecular function (GO): protein homodimerization activity; glycine hydroxymethyltransferase activity; mRNA regulatory element binding translation repressor activity
Source: RefSeq, a predicted model, not a curated record
CAUCCCCCGAGCGCGCGGGGCCUCGUGGAUUUAAGCCCGGGGUUCGCAGGGAGGCGCCUCUUUUUCGCGGGGGCGUCCGCCGUUGCACCGAGGAUCUUCCCAUUUUUGCAGGCUGCUAGCACUUCCCGCUGCCAUGGCCAGCACAAACGCCGGCGGAGACCAGGCCACCAGGGACCUCUGGGCCUCUCACAACAAGAUGGUGAUGGAAGCCCUGGAUACCAAUGACCCCGAGGUCUACGAUAUUAUCAAGAAAGAGAAACGGCGGCAGAGGGUCGGGUUGGAGCUGAUCGCGUCGGAAAACUUUGCCAGCCGAGCUGUUCUGGAAGCCUUGGGCUCCUGCCUGAACAACAAAUACUCGGAAGGAUAUCCGGGGCAAAGAUAUUACGGUGGGACAGAAUUUGUCGACCAGCUGGAAAGGCUUUGCCAGAAGAGAGCCCUGGAGGCCUAUGGGCUAGACCCACAGAAGUGGGGGGUCAACGUCCAGCCCUACUCAGGGUCCCCCGCAAACUUCGCUGUGUACACCGCCCUGGUGGAGCCCCAUGGGAGGAUUAUGGGGUUGGAUCUGCCAGAUGGGGGUCAUCUCACCCACGGCUUCAUGACCGACAAGAAGAAAAUCUCUGCCACGUCCAUCUUCUUCGAAUCCAUGCCCUACAAGGUCAACCCGGAAACGGGCUACAUUGAUUAUGACCGACUGGAGGAGAACGCCCGCCUCUUUCAUCCAAAGCUGAUCAUUGCAGGGGUCAGCUGCUACUCCCGGAAUUUGGACUACGCCCGGAUGAGGAAGAUCGCGGACGAGAACAGCGCCUACCUCAUGGCCGAUAUGGCUCACAUCAGUGGCUUGGUGGCUGCCGGCGUGGUGCCCUCCCCUUUCCAGCACUGCGACGUGGUCUCCACCACCACCCACAAAACCUUGAGGGGCUGCCGAGCUGGCAUGAUCUUCUACCGGAAAGGCGUCCGAAGCGUGGACCCCAAAACGGGGAAGGAGGUCCUGUAUAACCUGGAAAGUCUCAUCAACCAGGCGGUCUUCCCCGGUCUCCAGGGAGGCCCUCACAAUCACGCCAUCGCAGGAAUCGCCGUGGCUUUGAAACAAGCCAUGACUCCUGAAUUCAAGACCUACCAGCAACAGGUGGUGGCCAACUGCAAAGCCUUGUCAGCCGCGCUCACCAGCUUGGGAUACCACAUCGUCACCGGGGGCUCUGACAACCACUUGAUCCUGGUCGAUCUGCGCAACCGGGGCACGGAUGGUGGGCGAGCUGAACGGGUCCUGGAGCUCUGCGCCAUCGCCUGCAACAAGAACACCUGUCCAGGAGACAAAAGUGCUUUGCGCCCCAGUGGGCUGAGACUGGGGACCCCGGCCCUCACCUCCAGAGGACUCCUGGAAGAAGACUUUAGAAAAGUGGCCCACUUCAUUCAUAAAGGUAUCGAGCUCACCUUGCAGGUCCAGGGCGACAUGAGCCCCAAGGCCACCCUGAAGGAGUUCAAGGAGAAGUUGGUGACGGAAGAGAAGUAUCGAGGGCUGCUGAAGUCCCUCGAGGCAGAGGUGGAGGCCUUCGCCGAUUCCUUCCCGCUUCCCGGCUUGCCUGUGUUGUAAAGGAGCCACAUCUGGAAUGGCGGCACCCCCACCCCUGCUGUCCUCUUGCAACGGGACCCUCCCUGCCCCCCCAAUAAUCGUCUUUGGUUUCCCUUGGCUUGGCCUCCGCUUUUAUAACCCGUUUUUAACCAAAUUCUGUUCCUCCCCCUUUGUAAAAAGAAAAAUGCGCCAGAGGAAAUGGCAAGGGAAAUGGAAGGAAGGCGGAUUUUAGCCCCCAUCCUCUCUGGAACUAUUAAUGACAGGCCGGUGUGUGUCCCCCGCGCCCCUCCAGGCAGCAUUGCCUUCUUUUCUUGGGGAGUGAAAUCCCAGGUCAAUGAAUGCGAGGUUCACUCUUAGGAAAGGGGAAAAAAAAUCAUUUUAAAUG